Lactuca virosa is the source of this 399-nucleotide messenger RNA. Lineage: Eukaryota; Viridiplantae; Streptophyta; Magnoliopsida; Asterales; Asteraceae. The record is from the annotation of a GenBank genome assembly.
AUGGAGGUUAACGGAGACAAACAUGAAAAAAACCUUGUGAAGCUCAAAUGUUCGGUUCAAAACUACGAUUGGGGUCGAAUUGGCUACGAUUCGAGGGUUGUCAGGCCGUUUGAAAGGAACUGUGGGGGUCAAAUUAAAGAAAACAAGCAUUACGUUGAGUUUUGGAUUGGUACUCAUGUCUCCAGAUCCUCGUUUUUUGAAGAGACUGAUAAUCGCGGGGCUGCUCAAGCAGCUUCUCGACUACUUGCUUCUGCUCCGGCAAUGAAUCACGAAGGGAAAGGGGAAGGUUGGUCUGAGAGGAUCAAGGAAGCAGCAACAAGUCAGGUGCAGGGGAGAUGCGAAGGAGGCUGUUGCCUUCUUGACUGUCGGAAAACUCCACCUCCAGUGGAGAUUUAUUAA